This is a messenger RNA of Aspergillus homomorphus CBS 101889, 1575 nucleotides long. Its product is annotated as WD repeat WDR12/YTM1 family ribosome biogenesis protein. The record is from RefSeq and is a predicted model, not a curated record. The transcript has 2 exons. The coding region runs from base 44 to 1504 and encodes 486 amino acids. Gene Ontology annotation, biological process: ribosome biogenesis. Lineage: Eukaryota; Fungi; Ascomycota; Eurotiomycetes; Eurotiales; Aspergillaceae. Gene Ontology annotation, cellular component: preribosome, large subunit precursor. Gene Ontology annotation, molecular function: protein binding.
CUCAUAUUGAAACCGGUCUUUUCAAAGCAAAUCAGUCUCAAAGAUGAGUGAGGCUCAAGAUUCUUCGUCUGCUGCGGGCGCGCAGAGACAGGUGCGUGUGCAGCUGGUCAGCAAACAGGAAGAUAUUGCGCUUCCUGAGAACACCGGCCCUAUCUUGGUUCCCACUGGUCUGCGCAGAUAUGCACUUUCAACGCUAGUCAACAAUCUGCUAGGCAACGACAAGCCGGUACCUUUCGAGUUCCUGAUUAACGGCGCAUUCCUCCGGACUUCCAUCGAUGAGUAUUUAACGGCCAAUGGCAUCUCCGCAGAAACGACUCUGGAGAUCGAAUAUAUCAGGGCUUUGAUUCCCCCGCUUCACAUCGCUUCUUUCGAGCACGAUGAUUGGGUCAGUGCCGUGGAUGUGCUUUCUGCGACAUCGCCUGCUGCCUCUUGGGCAUCGUCAUCGGUCUCGCAAGGCCAGGAAAGAAUCCUCUCCGCCAGCUACGAUGGCCUGCUUCGUGUGUGGGAUAUGUCUUCUCAGAUAGUUGCAACAUCGCCAUCUGCUGUCGACGGCGGACACAGCGCAUCGAUCAAGUCUGCGAAAUUCCUCUCUCCCAACUCGAUCGUCUCGGCCGGUCUGGACCGCACUGUGCGGCUGUGGAAGUACGCCGAGAGCGAAGAUGGCUUCUCUGGAAAGAUCGCUCCCCAGCUUGAGCUCUACGGCCACAAGUCCGGCAUCAACUCAGUGGCCGUGUACGCGCCUUCAAACCGCAUCCUAACCGCCUCCUCCGACCACGCCGUUGGUUUCUGGUCGACCAAGAAAUCCGACGCCCCGGCUGCGCCAGAGAACCUCCUCCCGUCUGCCGCAUCCCGGAACUCCAAGAGAAGAAAAUUGAACUCCUCCAUCAGCACUGCUCAGCGUGGACCCCUGGCCUUGCUCUCCGGCCACACCGCGCCCGUGUCCGCCGCCAUUUUCGACGCCAAAGACUCAACCGUCGGCUAUUCGACCUCAUGGGAUCACACUCUCCGCACAUGGGAUCUGGUGACCACUGCCCUAGUCGACACUCGCUCGACGUCCCACUCGCUUCUAUCCCUCGAGCAUCUCCCCGAACACCACCUCCUGGCAACAGGAACUUCCGCCCGCCACAUCACCCUCAUCGACCCGCGUGCCUCCGCGACAACCAUUUCCGCGAUGACCCUCCGCGGCCACACGAACGCUGUGGUAUCCUUGUCCCGCGACCCGCACAGCAGCUACGGCCUGAUCAGUGGUAGCCACGACGGUACCUGCCGGAUCUGGGAUAUCCGUGCCACCAAGACAGACAAGGAUGGCGUGGUCGGAGAAAGUGUCUACUCGAUCACCCGCAAGAGCCUCGAAGAGGCGGGCAAAGCGGACGCCAAGCGUGUCGGCGGCGAGGGCGUCAAGGUCUUCGGAGUCUGCUGGGAUCGGUCCGUCGGCAUUGUUAGUGCCGGCGAGGACAAGCGGAUCCAGAUCAACCGGGGAGAAGGCGUUUUGUCCUCUGCGUAAAGGGGAGGAGGGUGGUUGCACAUAUGGUUUUCUGGCGUUUUUUCUUUUUCAUUUGUAGGAUGAAAAGUUUG